AUGAGUGUAGAAGUUUAUAGUGAAUGUCGUAUUCAAUUCAAUUCAUUAACAAAUAAAUCUAUCAAUUUCGAUCGAUGCUUAAUAGAAUUACGUCAAUAUGAUAUUGGUGAUUAUAAUUUACGUGCUAUUGAUUUAAAUAAUCGUAAAUUUGAAAUUUUCAAUUGGCCACUUACAAAUCGCAAUCAAUAUGUUUUCGCAUUAUCAAUUGAACAACCUGAUAUACUCAAUGGAAAGAAUGAAAUAUGUCGAAUAUGGUUAAAUAGAAAUUCACGUGAUAAAUUCCAUGAAAUAUUACGAACAUGUCUGGAAGAAUUUCUUAUUGUUAAUGAUAAUGAUACUAAUUAUUCAUCACAAUUAAAUAAUCAAGAAAAAUCAAGAAAAUUCUUACAUGAAUUAUCUACAGAAGAUGAAAAACCUUAUUAUCGAAAUGAUGAACCAUUUGAAUGUAUAACUUGUUUUGAUACAAUUGAGAAAAAUGAAGGUAUUCUAUUUCGUAAUUGUCUUCAUUCACUUUGCAAACCAUGUCUUUUGCGAUUAAUUGAAACGAAUACUGAACCAAUAGUUAAAUGUCCACAUGAUGAUUGUACUGCAUUAUUAGAAGAAAGAGAACUUCGAGGUGUUGUUAGCGAUUUAAACGCUGAUCAAAAAAUAAUUGAUCGUCUUCAUGAUGUUGGUAUGCGUUUUGCUGAAAGUCGCAAUAAAACAUUUCAUUGUAUUACACCUGAUUGUACACAUUGGUGGUUCAUAGAACCAGAACAUGCUAAUGAUAUUAUAUUUUGUAAUGGUUGUAAACAUUGGAUUUGUUUAGCUUGUUCAGUUAUACAUGAAGGUCAAACUUGUAGUGAAUAUCAAGAUAUGAAAAAAUUGAAAGAAGCAAAUGAUAGUACUGUUCGACAAGAUAUAGAACAUUUAGAAUUGAUGAUCAAAAAUAAAGAAGCUAUGUAUUGUCCUGGUUGUCGUGUUAUAAUUCAAAAAGCAGCUGGUUGCGAUUGGAUUCAAUGUACUCAAUGCAAAAUAGAAAUUUGUUGGCCAACACAAGGUCCUCGUUGGGGUCCGAAAGGACGUGGUGAUACAACUGGUGGUUGUCGAUGUCGUGUGGACAAUGGAAAACUUUGUGUACCAAAUUGUCAAAAUUGUCAUUAA
This is a messenger RNA of Adineta steineri, 1143 nucleotides long. The record is from the annotation of a GenBank genome assembly. Lineage: Eukaryota; Metazoa; Rotifera; Eurotatoria; Adinetida; Adinetidae.